UGCAGACCUAAACCUCGAUAACGAAACUAGGUUCUAUUUUUUAGACUGAAUCGUUCGGGCAAAAUGGGACACCGGGUAAACAAGAUUGUGGAUGUGUAUCGGCAGCUCAGCAGAUUUCCUGAGCCUGUGUCUGCCUGGAUCUCUAAUCUUUCCAAUAAAACCAAAAUAAUACUCAACACCCAGUGGUCACAGUCUGACCUUGAAAGGAAAGAGAAAGUUAAAUUCUCUCGAGAUUAUCUUUUGAGUGGACAACCUGGCAACAUCAAUUUGGACUUCAGAUCCCCAAAUAGAGAAAUAUCAAACGAACUGUGGAAUGAAGAGUCUCCAUCAGGUUCUCAGAGAGCAGUAGUUAAAAAGGUCACAAAGAAAGAUGAGGAUAAGUACUUCAUAGAGAUUUGGGAAGGAACACAUAAGAGCCAAUGUAUUGAUGUUCUUGCACAGUCUAAGCAUGGAAAGAUCUAUGAAAAUGAUGACCAGUUUGGAAGUUUUGUGUGGUCGUACUCUGAGAAAAGCCUGCUUUACAUUGCCGAGAAGAAGCUGCCUAAAUCUGUAUCUUACUUUGAGCGUGAGAAAAAAGACCAAAACAAAGAGGAAGAAAUUUCACAGGGCUCAGAACAUUUUUACAAGGAGGACUGGGGAGAACAGCUGACAAGUAAACACCUCAGUGUAAUCUGUGUCCUGGACCUCGAGUCUGGAGAUAUCCAAGUUCUGUCGGAUGUUCCUGAUCACCUCUUCCUUGGACAGGCUUGCUGGGCACCCUCAGACUCGGGUGUGCUGUUUGUUGGCUGGGACAUCAACCCAUACAGGGCUGGCCUUAUUUAUUGUCCAAUAAGAAAAUCUAGCGUUUACUAUCUGGAUUUCAAGUCAUCUGUAUUAAAAACGGUCAGUGAGGAUGGUCGUAGCUGUAGAAGUAUAAGGGUCAGUCCUGACCAAUCCAAACUGGUCUACCUGGAUAACGACAUUGGUGGACCUCACAUGCAGGGCAGUCGUUUAAUGAUGUAUGACUGGGGUACUGGAGACCUGAAUGUGGUGUCUGAUACAGUGGCUGCACCAGCAGCUGAUGAAUUUCCUGGAUUAUGCCUACUGGGAUUGCCAAAGCGUUGCUGGAGUGAAGACAGCAGUAGACUAGUGACCAGCUCUGUGUGGAGGAGUAGUGUGGUCGGUCUGGUAUUUAAUGUAAAAGAGAAAAGGAUGGCAAGAAUCACCCCAGGAAACAAGUCUUAUGGAGUGAUGGAUGUAAAUCAAGAUAAGAUUGUGUUCUGUUGCUCCGCUCCAAAUCAGCCUCAUUAUAUGGCUGUGGCUGAUCUGCCUUCCUGGGGAUCUGAGGCAGAAUUAACACCGAUAGACGGACAACCUACACCAUUGACCGAUUCUAAAUACGAGGUGCUGACGUUUAUUCCUACAGAUGACCGCAUACAUCAGAAGUUUGGUAAAAUGGACUAUGAAGCUAUCCUGAUGAUGCCUAAAGCUGAAAAAGAAAAACCGCCUUUGAUUGUUUUUCCUCAUGGUGGACCUCACACCCUCUUCCCUACCUCUUACUUUCGUUAUGCUGCUGGAUUUUCUGCUUGUGGCUUUGCUGUUCUAAUGGUCAAUUACAGAGGAUCUUUUGGAUUUGGGGAGAACAACUUGCGAUCCCUUCCAGGUCUGAUAGGAGACCAAGAUGUAAAAGAUGUACAUGCAGCUGCGGAGAUUGUGGUCCAGAGUGGUCGAGUGGAUGGCAGCAAAGUGGCUGUUUUUGGUGGAUCUCAUGGUGGCUUUCUCACAACUCAUCUGAUUGGUCAAUAUCCGGAUUUUUAUAAAGUUGGUUCCUGUAGAAAUCCUGUAACAAAUUUAACAAACAUGAUUGGUGUGACUGAUAUUCCUGACUGGGUGAUGGUGGAAUGUGGUCUGCCAUUUGAUCACACAAUCAUACCUGAUGGAGAACAGCUAUCUCAGAUGUUUGUCAGGUCACCAAUUGCUCAUGUUGAUCAGGUGAAGGCACCGUUACAAAUUAUGCUAGGUCUAGAUGACCGAAGAGUUCCGCCAAAACAAGGGGAACAAUUCUACAGAGCCCUGAGAUCUAGGAAUGUUCCUGCCAGGCUGGUGACAUACGAGGGGAACAGUCAUCCAAUCAUCACAGCUGAAGCUGACGCUGAUGCAUUUGUUAAUAUUGUUUCCUGGUUUGACACUCACCUUGGCCUACAGUUUACAUAGCGUUGAGGUUUAGCUUAAUAUCGAUCCUCACGAGCCAGCUCUGUUAAGGAAAACAUUCAGGAUAUAAUGGGAAUAUUCUUGAUGUUUAUACAUAUGUAGCUACGUAUACAUAAUUGUAUGAAAUUUUUGGUAAUGAGUGUACCGUAUAUCCAAGAUUUUUUUUUUAAUUUAUAUGAAAUUCUUGGUCAAAGAAUCAUAUUACAAGAUAUAGUGACUAAUUACUCCUAGCAAAAAGGCUUUUCUUAUACAGAAAUAGUUUUGAUAACCAUUUUUUUUAUGAAUUGUGAUUCUAUUGUUAAACCUGUUGUCUUUUAUCUGUAUUGUGUGUAUGAAAUAAGCAACUGAUAUUGCCUUUAAUUGGCAUCAUCUAGCAAAAAAGGUAUAGAAAUCAUCAGUUUGAUUAGAAGAUAGUGAACUGAAAUCAUUUUACUUUACGCGAUAAUGAAAUUUAGCCUCCGCUUAUUAUUUAACAGAUUCAUAAAAUCAUAAGUUUGUACAAUGAAACACAUAGAAGGUAAUGAUGAGAUGGUCAUUUUGAGGUUGGCGGGUUGUUAUAUAUAAAUUGCUCAAAGAAUCCAUGGAAUGUUAUAACAAUUCGUAAUAAUCAUUUUCUAAUUAUUCAUGCUACUUAACAAUGCUAAGGAGUGCAAUAGAGUCGCUGUAUUUUUGUACAAAAAUCAUUGUUUAAGUCAGUAAUUUUUUCUAUCCUUUUUAAACAGCACGACUACAUUGUAUGUAAAAGUGUAUGCUACCUAGGUAACUUACCUGUGGCGAAAGUAAAUGUACAAAUGUUGUUUUUCAACUGAUUUGUGUGUUUGAGUAUACUACAUUUAUAUGUACAUUUGUAUUUUUGUAAACAGAGAUACAGUUAAUUUAUUGUGAAUAUAUAAUAGAUAACGGUCUAUUGUUUUGUGACGGGCCAGUGAUUUGACGAGUUAAUAAAUCAGAUGCAGCAAA
Molecule: messenger RNA, 3150 nt
Organism: Pecten maximus
Lineage: Eukaryota; Metazoa; Mollusca; Bivalvia; Pectinida; Pectinidae
Product: acylamino-acid-releasing enzyme-like
Exons: 23
Coding region: 64-2193 (709 amino acids)
Biological process (GO): proteolysis
Molecular function (GO): serine-type endopeptidase activity
Source: RefSeq, a predicted model, not a curated record